Messenger RNA from Scaptodrosophila lebanonensis, 1931 nucleotides. RefSeq names its product translation initiation factor IF-2-like. The coding region runs from base 144 to 1625 and encodes 493 amino acids. Lineage: Eukaryota; Metazoa; Arthropoda; Insecta; Diptera; Drosophilidae. The transcript has 2 exons. The record is from RefSeq and is a predicted model, not a curated record.
UUUCUCAAUUGACAGUUCGCCAUUUUCACAGACGGUCACAGUUUAUUGGGUAUAAAUCGAGUGCUUUGCGCAAACGCAUUUGUUAAUAAACGAAAUAAAAAGAGGCUUUUCUGCAAAAAAAUAAACCAUUGAAUAAGAAUAAGAUGGAGUGUUCUAAAAAUCAAAAGCGCCGCAUGUUUGCGCAUGCGAAGAAGAUGAAGAAAGCCGCGCAGGCAAAAAACUUUGUCACGCCAAUAAAAACGCCGGAGAAGAAGCCUCGUCAGGGUCUGGCUAGACAUCCUCUGGCUGAGUUGGCAAAUAACUCGCAAGACAAGGGCAAAAAAGCGGUUAAUCCAAAAAUAGGCAUGCGUACAUUCCCCAAUAAGUGGGUUAAGUCGAAGGCUAACAAAUCGCAAUCAAAUGACAAUAUUCGCAAUAAAGCGAACAAAUUGCCGGCGAAGAAGCCAGUUGAAGAAGUUGAGACUUUAGCCGAAUCAGGUGAGGUGGUGGCAAAGAAACCUUUUAAGAAGGAGCCGAAGAUGGCUGCUCCGAAGGCGGCUGCUCCGAAGGUGGCUGCUCCGAAGGUGGCUGCUCCGAAGGUGGCUGCUCCGAAGGUGGCUGCUCCGAAGGUGGCUGCUCCGAAGGCGGCUGCUCCGAAGGGGGCUGCUCCGAAAGCGGCUGCUCCGAAGGUGGCUGCUCCGAAGGCGGCUGCUCCGAAGGUGGCUGCUCCGAAGGCGGCUGCUCCGAAGGCGGCUGCUCCGAAGGUGGCUGCUCCGAAGGCGGCUGCUCCGAAGGGGGCUGCUCCGAAAGCGGCUGCUCCGAAGGUGGCUGCUCCGAAGGCGGCUGCUCCGAAGGCGGCUGCUCCGAAAGCGGCUGCUCCGAAGGUGGCUGCUCCGAAGGGGGCUGCUCCGAAAGCGGCUGCUCCGAAGGUGGCUGCUCCGAAGAUGGCUGCUCCGAAGGCGGCUGCUCCGAAGGCGGCUGCUCCGAAGGUGGCAAAGAAGACCAAGCCGCCACUACCCCAGCGCAAGGUACGCCGUCAAGGGGGUAAACCAUAUUUGAAGCCACACGCAGGCCAGCUAUGGCGGCGUAAGUUUCCACGACGUUUCCGUAAAGCUCGAGACGAGGCUACUGACGAGGCCCGUAAGCCUCAUGAUGCCGAAGAGAAAUUGACAGCCAAUCAACUGGCACUAUACGAAGUGGAAGCAGAGCCUCCGAAGGAGCCAUCAUCGCCUAAAGGGUCACCAAUUGCUGAACGCUCUGUCAAUGCUUUGAUGGCAAAGCCAACUCUAGUUCCCAGAUGUAAACGCAAGGCGAAGAAACGCGCUGAUAACCAAAUAGAAGAAGUUCCCAAGAAGCGCACCAAAUGGAUCUCAAAGCUGGAAGUAAAACCGAAGCGUAAUAGUUAUAACGAUGGUCAGCCAUUGGUUGACGUAAAGCUCAAGAUCUCUUCCAAGAAAAUGGGGCACAAGAAAUACAGCGGUUCUACUUUAGCGGUCCGUUUUGGGGAGUCAUGCCGCUUUAGCCGCAAGUUAACUUUCGAAUCGGAGGUAGAGGUGGAAACCUACAACGGAAAGGAUAAAAAGAAAGAGAAGCGCAAGUCCACACGCAAGGCUGCAAAGCGUCGGGAGGCUCUCCAGCAAGAUUAGGAAGACAGCCGUCUAUCAACAUCGUAGCGCGAUGGUCGUGGAAGCACGAUACUCACAAGCAAAUGAGCACCUCCAUAUCAAUUUUUACACAAUUCAUAAACUGCUGAUUACUCAAGGAUCAACACACACACACACACACACACACACACACACUAGCAUCAAAUAUACACUUUCCAUUGGCGGAGCGAUGACCAAUCUGCGGGCCCAAGGAAUCCACUACACACUUUACUUAGACAAUUUUACACAAUACAAGUAUUUCAAUUAUUUCGAUCCACAUUAGAGUAAUCUGCGUUGUAAACUCACAAG